This is a messenger RNA of Hyalella azteca, 2198 nucleotides long. RefSeq lists its product as uncharacterized. The transcript has 9 exons. The coding region runs from base 205 to 1815 and encodes 536 amino acids. The record is from RefSeq and is a predicted model, not a curated record. NCBI's taxonomy places the organism in Eukaryota, Metazoa, Arthropoda, Malacostraca, Amphipoda, Hyalellidae.
AAACGAGUGGUAGUAAUAAUUCUAGAUAUAUUCUGGAAAAGUUGCAGACCCUCUAAUAUGUUUGGUUUUGUGGAGGGUUUUAAAUUAUGCAGGCGACAAAUAGCACAGAUCAAGAUAAAACUAAGCGACAUUUUCUUUUUCAGUGAAGAGUUAGAUAUCUGUCUUGAAUUUAACAAGGCAUUUAUUUCUAUAGUUUGAGGCAGGAUGCUGCUACUGUUGUACAUGCUCCUCCUCAGGGGAGCGUCCAGCUCAACUGUACCAUCAACGACGAUAAUUGUACCAUCAAUGACGUACCCUCCUGAGUUCAACACGUGCUCCAUGACUCCAGUAAACGUCCAGUUCCACUCUUUCAUUGCCGGUGAUGUGGUGUACAAGCGGCAAGUUGUGAGCGCUGAUGAUCAACUUUGCAUGUCGUCGAUAGCUGUGAAGCUCAACACCACCAAGUUCUCUGACUGCGCAAAGAUCGCGGCUUCUAAAGCGUUCAAUUCGUUUUACUUUGACGAUCAAAAUGAGUGUUGGGCUUCGAACUAUUGGGUGUCUGAGGCAACAGUGGCGUGCUCAGGCCAGGGUGUGGUCGUCUACUUCUCGGAUGUCAGGCUGUCUAAUUUCACCUUGCCUACUCCUACAAUCACGACGUUCACUGUCACUGACCCGAAACUUGGAGAAUCGUUCACCGUCAACUACGUUGCCCCAUGCUCGAAGUUCUUCAACUUCACUCUCAAUUAUGGAAGCGAAAACCUUGGGAUUGUGAUGUCUGGCCAAGUUAUUUCAUACAAUGUACCUCCCUGCACAACAAUGACUUUCACCCUAACACCUUCCUUUGGAGAGACAUCAGGGGCGCCUGUGAACGCAGAUUGCAUCACACCUGAUAUUCCAGACGUGGACAAUCUCAGCAUCGACACCUUUGUUUUCACCACGUCCUUCGUGGUGCACUUCACACCUACAUGUCCGGGAGUUUUCACCUACAACUUGUUGAAGGACGGUUCUUCCGUCCAACCUGAUGUGCAACCAGACGCAUCGGUAUCGUUCGCCGUGCAGCCAUGCACCACGUACUCCACCUUCACUCUGCAACCUGUGAACCCGAACGGGACAGAUGCCGGACCUGCAAUUUCUGUUCCUACCGUGACAACUCCUAAAUUGUUGGUAUUGAAUGCUGCCACGGUUGUCAAUGUAACGAUGGCCGAAGGACUCAAAAUACAUGUGGACAUGUACGAUCCUUGCUCACUUGUUAGCGGCAUCGAGGUCCGCACGCCCAGCUCAUCCGCAACACCCAUCAUCCAUCAUCCUUCGUCCCUUGACAUCGUCGUCAGCUGUUCACAGACGAACGACUUCAGUUCGUUCACAGUCACUCUUCUGACAACCGAACCAUACACUCCGGUGCAAACCAAGACCGUCUCCAACGUCAAUAAUCUCUUAGAUGGCAUGACCAUCACCCCAUUUCCGGCUGUGGGCAAGUGCUACGCAUAUGAAGGAACGGAUGUCACUCAAGCCGCGGCCAAAGCCAAAUGUGAGAGCAACUGCUUGAGACUGAUCAACUCUCGGGAAAUGUACUUGCUCUACCGCAACAUUCCGGCGUCUAAUUCCUAUUGGAUUGGUGUGAAAUAUACCAGUUCUUGGACCUGGGACUGGCCGAGUAGCUCGUGCACGCCAGCCCAAAAUGUGCCCGCUGUCCCCCCUGUCUGGCAGGCGACGUACCCUACUUCCGUUUCCCAGCCCAACAACCCGUGCGCUUACCACAAUCCUAACACUGCAAGCUUCGGACUGAAGAAUGUUCCCUGCACGUCUGUAGUGGCGGGAACAGUGUGCAUUAUAUAAAAUUAUUGGGAUGCCGGCCACAAAGCUCGCAAUUGCUCAUUGGGAAAAUAGGAAAUUCCGGCUAAUUUAGAGCAUAUUGAAAUUUAGCCGAUCUACCGGAACGUAGCAGGAACGUUUGUAUGCUUUCAACCCUUUCUUAGAAAAUGAAUGAAAAUAUCCGUCUAAAUAUUGGAAUCUGUUGUCAUUCAAAACGCAGUGACAAUAUCCGCUCUAUGCCUUCUUAGUUAAACUUUAGAAAUUGUUUCUACAAACAACACCUAAUAACUACAUAUUAUUCACUUCUUCUCCACGUGAAUGCCAAGUCUGAACAAUUUGCGGAAUUAUCUUCUACCCACCAACACAGUUUCAGUAGCGAAAUUAUAAUUGAAGUGGCCGAGUCUUAA